Molecule: messenger RNA, 1966 nt
Organism: Lepus europaeus (European hare)
Lineage: Eukaryota; Metazoa; Chordata; Mammalia; Lagomorpha; Leporidae
Gene: DNAJB9
Product: DnaJ heat shock protein family (Hsp40) member B9
Exons: 3
Coding region: 236-904 (222 amino acids)
Cellular component (GO): endoplasmic reticulum
Molecular function (GO): protein-folding chaperone binding; misfolded protein binding
Source: RefSeq, a predicted model, not a curated record
CAGCAACGGCUGCCCGCCAGAGAGGAGCGGGUAGCGACAGGACGCGGCCGCGGCGGCUGAGGGAGCGCGAGGCCCGGGUGCCAGCGGCCGAGGGGAGGGUGCCGGCUCCCGGAGGUCGCGGAGGCCGCGGUGAGGGGCUGGGCCCCCCGGAGCCGAGCGGAGCCGGUGGUCAGCUUCGCCUGCGCCUCCGCUCUGUGGAAGAGCAGCGGCCGUCGGAGGGUGCGGGAUCUGAGAGAUGGCUACUCCCCAGUCAGUCUUCACUUUUGCAAUCUGUAUUUUGAUGAUAACAGAACUAAUUCUGGCCUCGAAAAGCUACUAUGAUAUCUUAGGUGUGCCAAAGACAGCAUCAGAGCGCCAAAUCAAGAAGGCCUUUCACAAAUUGGCCAUGAAGUACCACCCUGACAAAAAUAAGAGUCCUGAUGCUGAAGCAAAGUUCAGAGAGAUUGCAGAAGCUUAUGAAACACUCUCAGAUGCUAAUAGGCGAAAAGAGUAUGAUACAGUUGGACACACUGCUUUCACUAAUGGUAAAGGACAGAGAGGUAGUGGAAGUCCUUUUGAGCAAUCAUUUAACUUCAAUUUUGAUGACUUAUUUAAAGACUUCAGUUUUUUUGGUCAAAACCAAAACACUCAGUCCAAGAAGCAUUUUGAAAAUCACUUCCAGACACACCAGGAUGGUUCCAGUAGACAAAGGCAUCAUUUCCAGGAGUUUUCUUUCGGAGGUGGACUGUUUGAUGACAUGUUUGAAGAUAUGGAGAAAAUGUUUUCUUUUAGUGGCUUUGACACCACAAAUCAGCACACAGUACAGACUGAAAAUAGAUUCCAUGGAUCUAGCAAGCACUGCAGGACUGUCACUCAACGAAGAGGAAAUAUGGUUACCACAUACACUGACUGUUCAGGACAGUAGUUUGUUCUUUUUCUGUUUUCAUUAAAUUCAACUAGUUGACUCCUCCUCAGUGUCUUUGAGGCAAAGCAGUUUUCUGUGAACUAUUUUUGACAAGUGCAUGAUUUCACUUAAUUUAAGCAAUUUGGUAUGGUGGUUAAAUGUAUUUAAAUUGUUUUUGACAAAUUCAGCAUUCAGCAGUAGAUAAAAUCUAAUUAUUAAUUUCACUAAUUAGGAAAGUUUCUUUCUAAAAAGAGUUCUGCCUGGUCCUUUUUUUCUACAUACUCUUGGGCUCACUAAUGUGGCCAAUUUUAUUACCAAAAAAAGGAAUUGAGUUUGCCUAAUAACAUUAGACUAAACUUUGAGAGUUACUGUACAUUUAAAUUGUGUGAACUUGAAUGAUUUUUGCAGUGAAACCUUUGCUAAUUUUAAAUUGCAUGCUCUGUAGCAUCUGUGACGUGAGUUGCUAAACAUACAUGGGACUGUAUAAUUGUGUUAGCAAAGGAAAGCAGUAUCUUGGUUAAUUGCCAAUGAAAGCUUUAGAAAGGGAAGGUUUGUUGUUUACCACAGAACCAUGCCUUUCUAUAGUAAAACUGAAGUAAAGUAAGUGAUUGUAUAGCUCGUUGUCAUUUAGGCUGAGAAAAGUUGCAAACUUAUGAAAUAUUGCCAAGAGACAGUCAUGUGUUUGGUCCCUGGCUAAUGAUUUUAUAAUGUUGAAAUCAUGGCAACUUAGACACCUUUUCACAUUUCUUUCUUAGUUGUUGGCAUUCUAGGUCUUAAUUUGAAUUUAUGUGUUUUGUGUGUGUGUGUAGUUCCUCUACUUUGCACUUGUCUUUAUCUAGAGAUUGACUAAUACCUCAUUCUGUUUGUAAAACCAGCCAGUAAUUUCUGUGCAACCUUAUUAUGUGCAAUAUUUUUAAAUCCUAAAAAAAUGUGUGCUUUUGUUUUCAGAUAGACUUAUUUCUUUAGUUCUGCACUUUCCACAUUAUACUCCAUUUGAGUAUUAAUCCUAUGGAUACAUAUUAAAACUAGUAAAUGUCGCAUACAGCAUUGUGUGUGAGAGAAAUAUAAACAUUUACAACCUGA